This is a messenger RNA of Carassius auratus (goldfish), 5549 nucleotides long. RefSeq names its product extracellular calcium-sensing receptor. The transcript has 11 exons. Gene Ontology annotation, molecular function: G protein-coupled receptor activity. Bases 191 to 4204 code for a protein of 1337 amino acids. Gene Ontology annotation, cellular component: plasma membrane. Lineage: Eukaryota; Metazoa; Chordata; Actinopteri; Cypriniformes; Cyprinidae. Gene Ontology annotation, biological process: G protein-coupled receptor signaling pathway. The record is from RefSeq and is a predicted model, not a curated record.
GUGUGCAGUGGCAGGUUAGAGUUUUAUAUGUAUUUGAUUAAAGUCCAUAGAAUAAUCUUGAAUGGAUCUAACUGAUUGUACUUCAAUAAAUAGUUUUAAUGUCAAAUAAGUUAGGAUUAUUUUAAUUAAUAGUUUAUCCAUUAAUAAUAAUAUUACUAAUAGAGUUUUUGAAUGUGUGCACUUCAACAGCAUGAACUUCAAAGAACUGCACUUUGCUCGUGCCUUACAGUUCGCAAUCCAAGAGAUAAACAACAGCUCUGAUCUCUUACCGGGCAUCACUUUAGGGUACCAUAUAUAUGACACUUGUGCCUCUGUGGCAAUGGCAAUCAAAGUAGCACUGCAACUUUUCAAUGGACUAGAUCCUGUAUUUAACUACAAUGAUCCCUGUGCAAAAUUUUAUGCAGUUCCCACACUAAUCGGAAAUUCAGCUUCCACUGCAGCUAUAAGUAUUUCAAGACUUUUUGGUCCUCUUAGAAUAACACAGAUAAGUCAUUACGCAACAUGUGCGUGUCUCAGUGACAAGCGGCAGCAUCCUACUUUCUUCAGGACCAUCCCAAGUGAUCACCAUCAAGCGGCAGCACUGGCACGGAUGGUCAAGCACUUCGGAUGGACGUGGAUCGGAGCUGUGCGCAGUGAUACAGACUACGGGAACAAUGGCAUGGCAUCAUUCCUUAAAGCUGCGGAGCAGGAGGGAAUCUGCGUGGAGUAUUCUGAGGCCUACUACAGGACCCAGCCACGCAGUAAACUAAAAAGAGUCGCGGACGUCAUUCGCGAGUCAACGGCUCGUGUAAUAGUUGCGUUCAUGGCCGAAGGUGAUAUAAGAAUUCUUUUAGAGGAGUUGAGCCAGCAGCCUCCUCCCCCGAUGCAGUGGAUCGGCAGUGAGGCGUGGGUUACAGAUCCAGAAAUGCUGCGGUUUAAUCUGUGUAUCGGUGCAGUGGGUUUUGCAAUCCCGCGGUCUGUUAUUCCAGGUUUUCGCGACUUUCUAUUUGACCUGUCUCCAAAACAAGCGCUGAAAUUCCCCCUGCUGACAGAAUUCUGGGAAAGUUCAUUUAGCUGUAAUUUAAAAAAGCAAUUAGGUUCAUCUACUGGUAUGCCAACAUGUGAUGGCACAGAGGACCUGCGCGCUUUACCGAACCCAUACACAGACACGUCCUAUUUAGUGUAUAAAGCCACUUACGCUCUAGCGCAUGUCCUCCAUGGCAUCGUCUGUAAUGAAAUGCGAUGCGAGAAAAACUUCAAAGUUGAGCCACAGCAGGUUUUUGAUCAACUCAAGCGAUUGAACUUCACUCAAAAUAAUUAUUCUGUUUCAUUUGAUACCAACGGAGACCCUGUGGCUACAUAUGAAUUUGUGAAUUGGCAGCUUCAGGGAGACGGUUCAGUUGAUUUUGUGACAGUUGGUCAGUAUGAUGCAUCCCAACCUAAAGGCCAAGAAUUCAGUUUGAUCAGAGCUAUCAUUUGGUAUGAUGGCAGUGAAAAGGUGCCUGUGUCUGUGUGCAGUGAGAGCUGUCCUCCAGGCACUAGGAAGGCUGCACAGAAAGGAAGACCUGUCUGCUGUUAUGACUGCAUUAGUUGUGGAGAAGGAGAAAUCAGUAAUGAGACAGGUGUAGGAGGACGCGAAGGAGAGAGCUCGAUUCGGUGUUGCUGUCCGUGCGAUACGGCUCUCUGCGUCGAACAUGGCACGUUUUAUCAUGUUGUGAGUGGGGUUAAUUUAGGCACCUGCAUCCUCCAAGCUGACCCUCAGCCCCCUGCACUUUUCAAGGAUGGAGACUUUGUCAUUGGAGGGGCUUUCACCAUUCAUUACUAUCUGAAGACAGAGAAGCACAUCUACAUUAGACGGCCACGACCACUUGAGUGCAGUGGCAGCAUGGACUUUAGGGAACUGCGCUUUGCUCGCGCAUUGGAGUUCUCCAUCCAAGAGAUCAACAACAGCUCUGAUCUUUUACCAGGCAUAACAUUAGGGUACCAUAUAUAUGACUCUUGUGGCUCUGUGCCAAUGGCAAUUAAAGUAUCUUUACAGCUUGCCAAUGGACUAGAUCUCAUUUUUAAUGACACUGAUUCCUGUGCAAAAUCGGCGGCAGUUACCGCACUUGUCGGAGAAUCUGGUUCCACACCGUCUAUAAGCACUUCAAGACUUUUCGGUCUCUUUGGAAUCCCGCAGGUGAGUCAUUACGCAACGUGCGCGUGUCUCAGUGACAAGCGGCACUAUCCUACUUUUUUCAGGACCAUCCCCAGUGAUCACCAUCAAGCGGCAGCACUGGCACGGAUGGUCAAGCACUUCGGAUGGACGUGGAUCGGAGCUGUGCGCAGUGAUUCAGACUACGGGAACGUUGGCAUGGCAUCAUUCCUGAAAGCUGCAGAGCAGGAGGGAAUUUGUGUGGAGUAUUCUGAGGCCUACUACAGGACCCAGCCGCGCAGCAAACUAAAAAGAGUGGCUGAAGUCAUUCGCGGGUCAACGGCUCGUGUUAUAGUUGCUUUCCUGGCCUCCGGUGAUAUGAGACUUCUUUUAGAAGAGCUGAGCCAGCAGCCUCCUCCCCCGAUGCAGUGGAUUGGCAGUGAGUCGUGGGUUACAGAUCCAGAAAUGCUUCGGUAUAAUUUAUGUAUCGGUGUAGUGGGUUUUGCAAUCCCGCGAUCUGUUAUCCCGGGUCUUCGUGAGUUUUUACUUGACCUGUCUGCAGUGCAGGCGGCAGAAUUUCCCCUGCUGACAGAAUUCUGGGAAAGUUCAUUUAGCUGUAGUCUAAAACGGCAGACAGGUUCUUCUACUGGUAUGCCAGUGUGUGAUGGCACAGAGGACCUGCGCGCUAUACAGAACCCGUACACAGACACAUCACAGUUGCGCGUCACAAAUAUGGUGUACAAAGCCACAUAUGCUAUAGCGCAUGCCCUCCAUAGCAUUGUCUGUAAGGAAAGUCAGUGUGACAAAAGCAUUAGAGUUGAUCCACAUGAGGUUUUUGAUCAACUUAAACGAGUGAACUUUACUAAAAAUAAUUAUUCCGUUUCAUUUGACACCAAUGGAGACCCUGUGGCCAGAUAUGAACUUGUGAACUGGCAACUUCAAGGUGGCAGUUCAGUUGAUUUUGUGACAGUGGGACAAUAUGAUGCAUCCAAGCCUAAAGGCCAGGAAUUUAGUCUGAGCAGAGCUAUACUCUGGUAUGAUGGCAGUAAAAAGGUGCCUGUGUCUGUGUGCAGUGAUCGCUGUCUUCCAGGUACAAGGAAGGCUGUGAAAAAAGGAAGACCUGUCUGCUGUUAUGACUGCAUUAACUGUGCAGACGGAGAGAUCAGCAAUAAGACAGAUUCGUUAGAUUGUCACAAAUGCCUACCUGAGUAUUGGCCCAAUAAUGAGAAGGACAAGUGUCUUCUUAAACCAGUAGAGUUUCUCUCCUGGGAUGAUAUCCUUGGGAUUAUACUGGCUGCUUUCUCUGUUGCUGGCUCUUUAGUGGCUUUGAGCAUAACUUUAGUGUUCUACAAAAACAGGACUUCUCCAAUAGUAAAAGCCAACAACUCAGAACUAAGCUUCCUGCUUCUUUUCUCACUGACUCUGUGUUUUCUCUGUUCACUUACUUUUAUUGGUCAGCCCACUGAGUGGUCCUGUAUGUUGCGUCACACAGCAUUUGGAAUCACUUUUGUCCUCUGUAUCUCCUGUGUUCUCGGGAAAACAAUAGUGGUGUUAAUGGCCUUCAAGGCUACACUUCCAGGAAGUAAAACCAUGAAAUGGUUUGGGCCUCCUCAACAGAGACUCAGUGUUUUAGGCUUCACUCUUGUACAGGUACUUAUAUGUGUGCUUUGGUUAACAAUAUCCCCUCCUUUUCCUUACAACAAUAUGCAACACUACAAAGAAAAGAUUAUUCUAGAAUGCAAUUUAGGAUCAUCAAUAGGUUUCUGGGCUGUACUGGGUUAUAUUGGUUUCCUAGCUUUCCUUUGCUUUGUUUUAGCCUUUCUUGCCCGAAAGCUGCCUGAUAACUUCAAUGAGGCUAAGUUCAUCACAUUCAGUAUGCUCAUCUUCUGUGCUGUAUGGAUCACCUUUAUUCCAGCAUAUGUCAGCUCUCCAGGAAAAUUUACUGUAGCUGUGGAGAUUUUUGCUAUUUUAGCAUCAAGCUUUGGUCUGAUUCUCUGUAUUUUUGCUCCAAAGUGUUUCAUUAUUGUAUUUAGGCCAGAGCAGAAUACCAAAAAACACCUAAUGGGUAAGGAACCAUCAAAAGCCCUUUGAGUCACACAACAAAGCACUGCAAAGGUGCACACAGUAAUUAACAUUGGACAUUAAUAUGCUGUGUAUCUAAAGCAUCAGUGGUUAUUAUUUUCUUCUUAAUGUUUGUGCUGUAUAUGCAAGUAUAUUCUUUCUGGUCCUCAAAUUUGAUUGACUGAUAAGAGUGUGAGAUUAGAGUCCAGUUUCACCAUUUUUAUCACUCUGCUUGCCAAAGUUGUCCUAUUUCUCAGAGCGGGUUUCAUGGAAUUUUUUUUUUUUUUUUUUUUUUUUUGCAAUAAUGUACUUGUUUUUACCUCAAAUAUGCAGUUUGUUAAUACAUAUGACAUCUAUUCAAAAUUGCUUUGACGUUUUCUGAGAUGUGAGCUCCAGGGCAUCAGCAGCCAUUCAGCAUUUAUAAACCUGCCGAGAGCGCCUCACCUCGGUCAGAUCUUCUAGAAUUUGCUGCUGACUCUGAUGUCUCUAUAGUGGGUAAAUAUAACAAACAGUCUAUGGUCUCAUUUAUCUAUUAUUUGUUCCAGAGGAAAUCAUUUUCGCUGAGGGCAUUUGUAUUUGUAACUUCAAUUCUGAAUCAGAGCACUGUCUUUGUACUUUUGACAGAAUUUCCUAGAAACAUUUAUGAUGGCUGUUGUUGUUGUUGUUGUUUAUUAAAUAUUAUUGUUUAAUAAAUAAUGUUUUAUCUAAAUAAUAGUACUCGUAGUAUUUAAUAAUAGUGUUUACUAUUGUCACAAGUCGGUCAGUCUCAUCACCCACAGCGCAUUCCCUCACUCGAGCCUUAAUCAGCACUUGUUCACAAUCCAAUCAUUUAAUCACCAGCACCUGAUCUUAUUCACUCACCACAACAUAGAAGCACACAUCUCAGUCAGCAACUUUGUCCGAUCUCGUAGCUGCACAGCAAUAGAGGCCGAGGCCGGGGUUGGAGCCUAGGCCUUAGAGCCAGAUGCCUCCCCAUGGCCUCCCCAGUCUCCAGAUCUGCCCUGGAGGUCAUCCUCUACUCCACCCUGUUCCUGUCCUGCACCAACUGCAUGUGUCUAUUUGUUUAUUUGGGCAAUGAAAUGCUUUUAAAUAAUGUCAACAUGGUUAUCAAGUGUUAAGUAUGGUUACACACAACAAUAAAAUAGAGAAAUUUUACCAACAUGAGUUUGGUAAACAGUGGUAGUGGUGCCUAUACAUUUACAAACAAUAUAACAGUCAUAAUCUAACAAUAUGAUGAACGAGAAUAAAAUAUUGAGCACAUAGACUGGGUCACUGUCAUGUAAGUUAAUAACAUUUUAUUUUGACAUUUUUCCUGUAAUUCCCUUCUUAGUAUUUAAAUCAGGCCUUAAUAGAAUUACAGAACAUUUAGGUAGAA